Oikopleura dioica is the source of this 2997-nucleotide messenger RNA. The record is from the annotation of a GenBank genome assembly. NCBI's taxonomy places the organism in Eukaryota, Metazoa, Chordata, Appendicularia, Copelata, Oikopleuridae.
AUGGAGGAAGCGGUUCCGAUUCAACCGCCAGACCUUCCUCAGCCAGAGAUUAUUAACGAACAGCAUGAGAAUGAAGUGCCGAAGGAGCAAUUUAAUAUCGAAGAUUUGGAAAAAGAACUGAACCAGAGACACUCUUUUGAGGAGAAAGAAUGGAACUUUGAAGCCGAUUUUAAAGACUUAGAAAAGGCACUCGAUGAUGAGUCGGUUCAAUACACCAACGAAGAAGCUGAACGAGUCGCAGGGCAACUCGAAGAAGUCCGCGUCGCGCUUGAAUCUACUGGCGUCAAUGUCGAAGAAGUUCUCAAAGACUUUCACAUUGAGAUUGAAGAGGAUAUGCUUCACGUGAGCUCUGUGAAUGCAGAAGAUCUCUUGCAGGAGGAAAAGCGCAGGAUGGACUCGGAACUUGAAAGGGCGCGUCAUGAGGCGGAAAUCCAAAGAAGAAGAGAGCAGAUCCUGGAGGAGCGUGCUGCAGAAGCGAGGAAAGAGCUUAACGACGAGACAAAGAAGAAGAUUGCGUUGAUUUCAGAAAAGAAGAAGCUGCUGCUUCUGAAAGCAAGGCUCGAGCAGGAAAAAAUGGGGAAGGCGUUCAGCCAGGCUGAGUCCCAGCUUAACAAAGCCAUAGAGGAACGACAAGCGGAAGUGAAGACCUUAUAUGGAGAUCUACGUAUCGCUUCCGAGCAAUAUGGCGGUGCACGUGAUCGGCGAUGGCGAGUAGAAUGGACAAGAACGCCCCAGCCUAUUCAGAUCAAGAUCGAUUGCGUCAGAGGGCUGAAAGACAAGAUCCCAAUCGGAAAAUAUGGAAUAAUGGUCUCACUCUACGACCGGCUUGGUGGCCAUCCCAUGCAGUGGAAGUCGAAGCGUUGGGGCAACUCGACACUUCCUGUCGCGCAUACUGGAAAGUUUUUUGCCCAAGAAAUGAAAGUUGAUCAGUCCGUCUACACUGUGGCUCCAGCAAAAGUCGAUCUCAAGCCUGGGAUGAUCCUGACCUUCGAGCUUUUUCUCCUACGAGGUUCACAGUCGCCAACAGAUGUGGCAGUGGCUUGGGGCGCGUUUCCAAUCUGCGACGCAAAUUUUGACAUCAUUUCUGGCAAAUUCAAGGCUCCCUUGCUCCGUGGCCACAUGGAUUCGCAGACCAUUGGCUGGCAAAUAUCUACUUUGAGAUUGUUCGUCUUCCAAGAUCGACUUAAAACAAACGAGCCGGUGUCCGUUGACGGAGAACCAGUUUUGAAGGUGUUGGAUGAAAAGGAUAACUAUAGCAGUUUGGCGCAAUCGAAACCACAGGAACUUCUGAAGAAGGAGAAAAGUCAGCUUGGAUUAUCCCGUGCGGCAACAUAUCUAUCAAAGGCAUCGUUUGAAGACAAGGAGGUCGAGAAUUCAAAGACAAUAAAGACAAUGACGAUCGGAAGUCGCAUGGCAAUUUCUAAGAUGCAAAAAGCUGAAGGGUCGGACUACGAUACAGAUGACGAGGAAGACUGGGAAGCGGUAGAAGGUGCUGAUGGUCUUUACUACAAGCAUCACUACACAUCUCCUGCUUUGAAAUAUUCGGAUCAAGUCACUGCACUUUUGCCAAAGAAUGAAGCUAUCAAUAAGAUUUUGGAGCGCUCCCAGCCGAAAAAAUACAAUCACCUGGAAACACUUGAGCAGCAUCGAUUUUCUGUCAUGAACGAGUAUAUGAAAUCAACUCGUGAGGUUAUCGGGGUCGGUCGCGAACGCCUAACGUACUGUUCAAGAAUGUUCCGGUCCGAGCUCGGCAUCUCUCAGGUGCGCACGAUCGAAUUCUGGACUUUUAUGCUGCUCGUUGUGUUGAUUUUCUUCCCACGGGUUUACAUUCAUUAUAUUGGCCAGUGGAUGAUGGUCAAUGCUGCGGGAUUUCCACCUGCGAAGUUUGAGUUUCUUCCCUGGACAGUCGAAUUAUCGUACCAAGAAGAUCGUCUAUCAACAGGCAUGACAGUCGGCGUAGUUCUUAUGGGCCCCUUGUUCAAUAUACUCGUCUUCUCCCUCCUCGCAUUCUUCGCCUUUCUCUUCAUUCGCCUAUCUGGCGCAUUUCCUGGAAUCCUCUCAAAAACGAUCUUGAUCUACGGCAUCUGGUGCAUUUUGGACCCGGCCGCCAUUCUCAUCGUUGACUGCAUUCUUGGCCGUUUCGGCACCGACGAUGCUUAUUCAAACGAUGAUAUUCCGAUUGGAGAUGCGUUCAAAAUCUACUGGCACUUUAAGGGCGUCUCUGGAAAUGGCGUGGUAGGAAUUCCGAUUACGAUCUUUGUCUAUCUUGUUUUGAUGCUUCUUGCUUCUACGGUCCUCUAUGUUUACUUCCUUAAACUUCAUAAUAAUGGGAGACUCUUGGAUACCUAUCACCGGCUGCAUGGAGAAGAUGAAGAUUAUGUCAUUCCUUUCGACUUGGAAAUUUCAGCUAAAGAACUCGCUCACAUUUGCCGAAAGAGCGAAAAUUGGCGCGGUAACGAAGGUGAAACUCGCAAAACAGUCGUCAACGACUUUAUUUGGGAAGAAGAAGACGACGAAAGCGAGGACGGAACGAGCAGAAAGUCGUUCGACGAGAGAUUUGAAGAUUUCAAACGCGAGGUCACCGUACACGUGGCAAUCUUUACCGUGCAUCUCGACGGGCUGCGCGAAAUCUACCGGCAGUUUCUGAGAUUGCCAAGUGGCGCCAUUAUUGAGGUGUUUGGUGAUAUUUCCAACGCGAAGCUUUUGCCCGAUGUCAAGGUUGCUGUGAUGAGGAAGCAGAACAAUUAUGAAGAAGCAGCCGUUCGAAAGCCAAAAUCAGUUGAAAAGAAGAAGAAACGAGCUCCUGCUCCUCCACCACCUGCGUCUCCACAAUUGACGAGAGCAGCUUCUAUGCGCUCUAGCAGAGCAGAAAGCAUCCGAAGCCGAGUAAGCUCAGCUGCGGCUAGUGUACGAAGUCGAGCAAGCGUCAGAAGCCGCCGUAGUGGCACUGUGUCCCCGAAACUCGAAGGCGAAGAAAAUGAUGCUUUCGAACCAUAA